CCAGAUCACCCACCCGCUCGGAUCCGACGUCCAUCUCCCCUCCCGGCCUCUCCCCUGCACCCACCCGGUCGUCGUCCGGCGCGAGCGAGCGAGCGAGAGGGGAAAACCCAAAACCCUAGCCGCCCUAGGCGUCGUUGCCGGCGACUGCGAGGAGAUGGCGGUGGACGAGGUGACCUCGGUCUACGUCGGCGGACUGCCCUACGAGGCCGACGAAAACAUGCUCCGCGACGCCUUCGAGUACUACGGCACCAUCGUCGCCAUCAAGGUGAUAAAUGAUCAUAAUAUCAAAGGCAAGUGUUAUGGUUUUGUUACUUUCACUCACCCCAAAGCUGCUGAGCAUGCGAUUGCGGGCAUGGAUGGCAAGAAAAUAGGCAAUCGUGUUGUUAGAGUAAAUGAAGUGCGUACAAGAGGUCCCCGAGAUUUUGGUCGUGAUGGUUUUAGACGAGAUCCUAGAAGGUAUGGUAGAGAUCCAUACUGGGACAGAAGGGAUAGGGAACGGAGCUAUGAUCGAGACAGAGAUCCGUAUCAUGACAGGGACAGUGAUAGAUCUCGUGAACAUGAUAGAGACAGAGACAGAGACUAUGAGCAUGGUGGCUUUAAUCGAGAAAUUGACUAUCCCAUGGAUCGAAAUCAUGAAGGAGAUGAGAGGCGUCCUAGCGACCAUGAUCGUGCAGUGGAAAUGCAUAAUAUGGAUUCAGAUAACGAAAGAGACAAGGAACAUGGAUCAAGAAAAAGGUUCAGCCGUCCAAAAGGUCGUGAUAGCAGAGAUUUAUCGAGUUCCAGUGAUGAUCUUCAAAAUGACGAAAAAAACCAGUUGGAGAAAGUCAUUCAGAUGCGUGAGGACCUUGAAAACGAGGUUAAUCAGGUUAAAGAUAAAGUUGCAGUGAAAGAACAGCAAGUUGUAGAUUUGCAGAAGAGAGCUCAGAAAUUAGAGGAUGAAUUGGCUUCCGCACGGAAAGUUUCUUCAGCACGACAAUUAGUUGUUACGGAUUUGUACAAGCAUUUUCUACAACUCCAAGACUACAAUGACAGGGUCAAGACGACUGAAAAGGAGCUCCAGUCUCUUGUUGAUACUGCGAUGAUCGAGCUUGAUAUGGCUGAUGAUGCUACAACCAAAGAUGGUUCAAUGUAUGAGAAUGGUGUGGCGUGAACAGCUGGGUGCUGCCGACUGUUAUGGUUCCUCAGGUUACUAUUUUUUUAAGAAUUUAGUUUGCCUUUGCCAUGUACUAUAACUGUAUCUAGCGACAAAUCGUAUGCAAGGAUCCGGAAAUGAGUGGCAGCACAUUUGCAAUUGUGGUCGAGACUUUUGUCUUGUUGAAUUUAUUAGCCGGCCGGACUUCAUAGGUGAUAAUGUACGCUGCCCGUGAUGUGUCAACGAGUUUAGUUAAGCUUGACUUUUGAAAUACUCCAAAUUUGUGUGCCCACUAAAUCUUUGGCGAUGAACUGCUGAUGAUGCUUGUGGGUAUUGUUUGAAAGCUUGUGGUGUCAAGUGUUAACUAUUGUUCACCGUU
Phragmites australis (common reed) is the source of this 1511-nucleotide messenger RNA. RefSeq lists its product as uncharacterized. Lineage: Eukaryota; Viridiplantae; Streptophyta; Magnoliopsida; Poales; Poaceae. The coding region runs from base 155 to 1150 and encodes 331 amino acids. The transcript has 9 exons. The record is from RefSeq and is a predicted model, not a curated record. Gene Ontology annotation, molecular function: mRNA binding.